AGUAAAUCUUCAAUAAUGACCAUCGUGGAUGAAAAUUACAUACCUCAGAAUAAACAAGAUUUAUAUGAUGCUAUUCUCAAUACAUUGUUUCCAAUCCUUUUAAUAAAAUUUCUUGAUCUUAGUUGGAAUAAAAAUGAAAAGAAGAUGAAAAGAACAUUUGAUAAACGUAAAGAAAAUGAUGCAAAAAUAAUUGAUGCGGUACAAGGUAUCCGGAAAGCUGCAAAUGAAGAUGUGCUAAAAGAUGAAUACGAAAAAAGUUUGAAUAUUUCUGAGGCAAAUAAACUAAUACUUAAACGUGAACUCAUCAAAUUAAUUCCUAAUACUAUAGAGGAUGGUGAUGAUGAUGAAGAAUUGGCAAAUCUGGAAAUAGAAUUAAAAAGGUGUAAAAAAGAAAUUUCAGAUAAUGAAGAAAUUUUAGAUAAAAAAGAAAUUUUGGACGUAUUAGACGAAAUUUUAAAAGAAAUUGAAGAAGAAAGGGAAGAAUAUUUUAAGAUAAGUCGGGUGUCAACAUUUAGGGCAAUAGCAUUGCCAUUAUUUGAUGAUGCUUUAUACAAUAUUGUUACUUGGACGAUUCCAUUAAUAGUUGCCUUUGCCUAUGAUGAUCUCUUAA
Molecule: messenger RNA, 610 nt
Organism: Racocetra fulgida
Lineage: Eukaryota; Fungi; Glomeromycota; Glomeromycetes; Diversisporales; Gigasporaceae
Source: the annotation of a GenBank genome assembly